Anolis sagrei ordinatus is the source of this 3884-nucleotide messenger RNA. NCBI's taxonomy places the organism in Eukaryota, Metazoa, Chordata, Lepidosauria, Squamata, Anolidae. The record is from RefSeq and is a predicted model, not a curated record.
CAGAGAGCUGAUUGUAUGUUCAUGCAUAUACAGGUAGAGUGAAUGUGCUGCGAUUGAAAGGUCAUAUAAUGUAAUUUAAUGCUUGAAAAUCUUUUGAAAUGAGUGGAAACUUUUUAAGCAAACAUAAAGGUAGUUGGGUUGUUGUAGGUUUUUCGGGCUGUAUGGCCAUGUUCUAGAAGCAUUUGUUGACAAACCUCACAACCUUUGAGGAUGCCUGCCAUAGAUGAGGUGAAACGUCAGGAGAGAAUGCUUCUAGAACAUGGCCAUACAUCCCGAAACACCUACAAUAACCCAGUGAUUCAGGCCAUGAAAGCCUGCAACAAUGCAGAAAGGUAGUUUUAAAAAAAUUGAGCUUAUAGAUAAUAUGAAAUCAUGGAGUUGGGACUGGGGUGAGGAAUAAAGGAACAGUUUAAUGAAGGGCAGGUGGGACUGGGAUUGGAUUAGCAGAGGCCUAAGAGAAAGGAGGAGCCAGCCUUACUUGGCUGUGGAAUAAAUUCAGGGAUUGUUGUUUGACUCUCCAAUAAAAGCCUUCCUGAACCUUCUCAGCUAAUUCUGAUUUUUCUUCAAAGAGGAUAUGUGACUUUUUUUGCUAGUCUUCCUAACUGUAACAUCUUGUCUUUGGAGAAUUCUAGAGCAGAGCUGGUCCAAGGACUUUCAUUUUCUGAGAGAAGAAGGAGGAAAAGCAUAUUGGAUCCAAUUUGCUUCUUAAUCAAACAGUGGUUCCAACAUGGGGAAACCCAACUCACCUGGAAGUGAAGCAGGACCUGGGAGAUUUGGGGCAUUCUGGGGAAAAAGUACACAUAAGCCCCUGAGUGUGGACCUUUCUAGCUCAGACAUACAGUGCCAGCGCUUCAGGCAUUCCUCCUUCCGAGAGGGUGAGGGACCCAGAGAGGUUUGCAGCCGCCUCCACUCUCUCUGCCGCCAGUGGCUGAAGCCAGAGCAGCACACCAAGGCGGAGAUGCUGGACCUGGUGAUCCUGGAGCAGUUCCUGAGCAUCCUGCCCCCAGAGAUGGGGAGCUGGGUCCGAGAGUGUGGGGCAGAGACCUCUUCCCAGGCGGUGGCCCUGGCGGAAGGCUUCCUCCUGAGUCGGGCAGAGGACGAGAAGCAGGAAGGACAGGCCCAACAUAACUGUAUUGAAGUCCAGCCUGAUGUUCCUGAAUCAGAGAAACCUCACUCGGACACCACCCAGAGUCUCCAGCAGAAGGAGCUCAACCAGGAAGGAGAUGUCGCUGCAGACUUGGAAGAGGCUGGAAUGAUGUUGUUGCCAGAUCCUCAGUUGUUUCUUCCACUUUGUGAUGGGGUGGAACUGACACAGGGCCCAGACGCCUUUGAGGACGUGGCUGUCCAUUUUUCCCUGGCGGAGUGGGCUCUCCUGAGUCCUGAUCAGAAAGUUUUGCACAUACAGAUCACGGAGGAGAUUCAUGGGAUUGUGGACUCUCUUGUAGAUAACGUUGAGAAAAACAAUGUAUGCACCAAAUGCAGAAAGUAUUUUGCGUACAAUGGAGGCCUUCAUGGACACCAGCAGGCCCACAGUGAAGAUGAAGAUUCUGCGAGAGAAAGGCCGUAUAAAUGCAAUCUGUGUGGGCAAUGUUUUAUCCAAAAUGUGUCAGAAUUUGGGAAGUUUUUUACUCAGGAUACACACCUUAUAGAGUACCAGGGAUCUCACACAGGAGAGAAACCAUACAAAUGUAAGGAAUAUGGAAAAUGUUUUGUUCAAAGUUCAACCCUUGUGAGCAACCACAAAUCCCACACCAGAGAAAACGCAUAUAGGUGCCCAGAUUGUGGGAAAUGUUUUUCUUCCAGUUCAAGCUUGUUGAGGCACAAUAGACUCCACACAGGAGAGAAGCCAUACCAAUGCCAGGAGUGUGGGAAAUGCUUUGUUGCCAGUUCAGAUCUGGGGAGCCACAAAAGACUUCACACAGGAGAGAAGCCAUACCAAUGCCAGGAAUGUGGGAAAUGUUUUGCUUACAGUUCAGACUUGGUGAGACACAAAAGACGCCACACAGGAGAGAAACCAUACCAGUGCCAUGAGUGUGGGAAAUGUUUUGCUACCAACUCAGCCUUGGUGAAGCACAAAAGACUCCAUACAGGAGAGAAGCCAUACCAAUGCCAGGAGUGUGGGAAAUGUUUUGCCCGUUUUUCAUACUUGUUGAACCACAAAAGACUCCACACAGGAGAGAUGCCAUACCAAUGCCAGGAGUGUGGAAAACGUUUUGCUAGCAGUUCACACUUUGUGAGCCACAAAAGACUCCAUACAGGAGAGGAGCCAUACCAAUGCCAGGAAUGUGGGAAAUGUUUAACUUCCAGUUCAGCCUUGGUGAUGCACAAAAGACUCCAGACCGGAGAGAAACCAUACCAAUGCCCGGAGUGUGGAAAAUGUUUUGCUGCCAGUUCAGAUUUGGUGAGCCACCAAAGACUUCACACAGGAGAGAAGCCAUACCAAUGCGAGGAAUGUGGGAAAUGUUUUGCUUAUAGUUCAGACCGGGUGAGACACAAAAGACUCCAUACAGGAGAGAAGCCAUACCAAUGCCUGGAGUGUGGGAAAUGUUUUGCCCGCAGUACAUAUUUGUUGAACCACAAAAUACUUCACACAGGAGAGAAGCCAUACCAAUGCCUUGAGUGUGGAGAAUGUUUUUCUCGCAGUUCGUGCUUGGUGAGGCACAAAAGACUCCACACAGGAGAGAGGCCGUUCCAAUGCCAGGCAUGUGAUAAAUGUUAUCCUUGCAAGUCAUCACUUCUGAGACACCAGAGUAUCCACACAGGAGACAAGCCAUUCCAAUGCUACGACUGUGGAAAAUGUUUUAUUCAGAGUUCAUCCCUUUUGAGCCACCAGAGAAUUCAUAGAGGAGAAAAACCAGGCAAAGAGCUGGAACAAAAGUAACGAAAUGAAUUGCAACAGGGAAAUUGCAGGCUGAGGACAUUCUGUUGCUGUAGAUUAUACAGUCAACAUUUUCCGAUGAACCCGUGUGAUUCCCUUGGCUUCAAGUAGUACUUGGCUCGACUUUGGACUGAUCUCUUAGAUAACUCUCUUCCUUGUUUGGAACGCUGUUCAGAUUUUUGUUUUUUGUUUUGCUUUUAUGACUCGGGGCUAUUUUGGAGAACUCUUUUGCUUCUCUGGACACCAGUAUCACCAUGGGACUGGACUGGCUUUCCUCUGGCCAGCCUUUGUGGUUAAACAUCUGAUUUCAGACAGAACCCUUUGAGAAGUUCUGUUCUUGUCAUUUGAAUCCCUAAGUUGAGGUUCUCUUCUCUGGAGCAGCAGAAAGCAACUUUACUGUAACAAUCCUUCAGAGGAUUAAAUAUGUUGUCACCUAUUCUGAAGUGGAGCCGCAAUGAGUUAAACCCUUGUGCCGGCUGGACUGCUGACCUGAAGGUUUGGUUGCUGACCUGAAGGUUGGAGGUUCGAAUCUGCGAAACUGGAUGAGCUCUGUCAGCUCUAGCUUGGAGGGACAUGAACAGAAUAGUAUUCCGGGGGUGCCUUGGCAAUGUCUCUGUAGACGGCCAAUUCUCGCACACCAGAAGUGGCUUGCAGUAUGUUCCCAAGUUGCUUCUGACAUGAUUUUUUUUAAAAAGCCUUAUUGUGAAAAAAAAAACCCAUAUGUAAUUCCAUCAAUUGUUCCUCUUGGUCUUAGUUUCAAGCUCCUUUACCACCUUGGUUACAAAUUUCCAGUUUGUGAAUGUUGUUUUUCAACCAGGAUUCCAGAAUUGAACACAAUGCUUCUGUUGAGGCACAACAAAAGGAAAAGAUGUUUGCACUAUUAUUUCCCCUGAUGUACAAAUUGUAUCUCUGGCUAGAAUUAACUGUAUGUUUUCUUGCUCCUGGCACACACACUUUUGAUCCACAUUGAAUUAGAAAAACAGGAAUCUUGUUAUUUUAGAAUUAA